This is a messenger RNA of Astyanax mexicanus (Mexican tetra), 2689 nucleotides long. It is a transcript of the gene hemk1, whose product is annotated as HemK methyltransferase family member 1. Lineage: Eukaryota; Metazoa; Chordata; Actinopteri; Characiformes; Acestrorhamphidae. Gene Ontology annotation, molecular function: nucleic acid binding; protein methyltransferase activity. The coding region runs from base 159 to 1184 and encodes 341 amino acids. The record is from RefSeq and is a predicted model, not a curated record. Gene Ontology annotation, cellular component: mitochondrion. Gene Ontology annotation, biological process: protein methylation. The transcript has 11 exons.
GUACUAGCGUUAAGUGUGUGCUGGUGCUGGUGUGUGUGUGUGUGUGUGUGUGUGUGUGUGCAUACCAUUAACAGGUUCUAAGUAAUAACAGUUAUGGUCCAGUUAUGUUUGUGUUAAGCGGCUUUUCUUCAUGCCGAUUCAUUUAGACCGGUUGGGAAAUGUACUGCAGUAUAAAACGCGUUAUUCAGCGCCUCAAACCGAGCGGUUUAUUCCAGCAGCAGCAGCAGGCUUUGGUCCGUGUGCCCUGCAGAGCUGUAGGUGGCGCUGUAGGCCCACCUAUAGAUGGCAGUGUGACAGUAGAGCAGGCAGUCAGUCUGUGGGCUCAACACUUCCAGCAGCAGGACAUUUCUGAACCACUUCUGUCCAGCAGUUACAUCAUAGCUCACAUACUUGGGCAGAAAACAUUGGAGUGUAUAGAGAGGAGUAGGCUCGGGGACAGAUUGACUGAACAGCAGAGAGAGAUGGUGUGGGAACUGUGUUCAAAACGCCUCACAAGGAUGCCAGUUCAGUAUGUGAUAGAAGAGUGGGAUUUUAGGGACCUCACUCUGAAGAUGAAACCUCCAGUGUUCAUCCCCCGCCCUGAAACAGAGGAGCUGGUUAGUUUGGUGUUGGAGGAUCUGCAGGAACAGCAGAAGGAUAAGUCUCUGCCUGCUUUACGAUGCCUAGAGGUGGGCUGUGGAACCGGCGCCAUCUCUCUUAGCUUACUGCACAGCCUUCCACAGCUCAAGGCUAUUGCGUUGGACAAAAGCCAGGAAGCAGUGUGCUUAACGAAGGAAAACGCGAGCAGACUGGGGCUCGACGACAGGCUGAAUGUUCAUCAUUUAGAUGUUAUGACGGAUGAAUAUCUGAUAGUAAGAGACUGCGGUGCUGUUGAUGUGCUGGUCAGCAACCCCCCCUACCUGUUCACACAGGAUAUGGAGUCUUUGCAAGAAGAGAUAGUCAGGUUUGAAGACCACGCUGCUCUAGACGGGGGAUCAGAUGGAAUGUCAGUUAUCUGUCAGAUUCUAGCUCUCGCCCCAAAGCUCCUAACAGAAGAGGGUCGUGUGUAUUUGGAAGUGGACCCCCGGCACCCCCCUAUGAUAAAGCGUCUAACAGAACAGAGGAUGAUUGGACUGCAGUAUUUGGAGACACACUGUGAUCUCACUAAUAGGCCAAGAUUCUGCGUUCUACAGAGAAGGAGAUGAGUGGGAGUGAAAGAGAGGGUUUCUGUGUGACUAACAGGUACAGACUGUGUAAGAAUGUCAGGUCAGAUAUGGGUUGAGAAAGAGGGGGAGAUGGAUGGAUAGAACACAUAACUUGGAAGAAAGCUGAUAUGGAGACGAUGGAUGGAGCCACCGCCAUGAAGGAUCUGUUUCUGUGGCCAUGUGCCAAAGUGCAUUGCUUGCAUCUCAGCUCCCAUCAUAAGCUGCCCUCUCCUCUGCACGUCCUGUUUUUUAAUUAAAGGACCCACAUCAUCAAAGUGCAUUUAUUUGAGCCAAGUGAAAGGACCCUUUUUUCCUGCAAAGCUACAUAAACAACCAUAUCAGUUUUGAUAUCAUACUGUCAUGUGUUUGAAUGUUUAAGCCUGUUCUGCUGGAAAGCUCAUAAAUAGUGUACAGUACAGCCAAUCAGAACAGAGAUCAUUAAGUGGUAUGUAAGAAUAUGGCAUUUUCUUUUCUUCCUGGCCACCCUUACAUUUGCUCACUUUUACACCACUGUUAUAAAUACAAAUACUUAUUUCAGUUGCUCUUUGUGUGCAUUUGUGGACAAGCUGAUACAUACAGAACUAGCAUCUGUAGUGACAAAUGCAUGUCUGUGGACAAGAUAAAGUACUACAACAGGUUUUUACACAAAUAUAACUUUGGUUACACAACAGUGUUGCACAGUUCCACCAAAGUUACAUAGUCCAGUAGCAGCAUUUUGUGUCUGAAGUUCAAUAACAGAGAUGCUUCCACCCAAUUGCUUUUAUAUCUCUCUCACUCAGGGGGUUUCUUUAGCUCUUUCAAGACUUUAAAACAAGCUUCCAUCCAACAGUCUUUUUAUCACCCACAGGAGAUAUUUAUUAAAGUCUGGGAAAUAAUAAUUUGAUCCUCUUCUUAUUUACUAAGUUUACCCUCUAUACUUUUAAUUGUAGGUUUAAUUUAAAGAAGAGAGACAUAACAUCAACAAAAAAUCUUGAAAAAUAUUAAAUCAAAGUUAUACAUUAACUUAUAUUUGAUUAUGUGAAAUAAGUAUUUAAUCCCCUAACAACCAGCAAGAAUUCUGACCCCCACAAACCAGUUUUGUGCCGAAGAGGUGCCCAAAUUAGUCAUUUCAUUUUAGGAAGGCAAUGUUAAUCUGUAUAAAAGACCCCUGUCACAGAAUCAGUCUCUUCCAUUUAAACCUCUCUUCCACUGUUGGCAAAACUAAAGACCUGUAAAAAAAUGUUAAGGACAAGAUUGCAGACUAUUUUAUUAUUCUCUAUUCUCUUUUAAAAGAUCAGACUUUCACUAAGUUGUCUGUUUAUUUCAAGCCAUCAACAGCUCUUUCUUUAUUAGAUUUUUUUGUAUUUGUUUUUAUGUGUACAUUUUCUUUUUGUUUAAUAUUAACUAGUUCUUUUUUAUUUUGCAGCACUUGUGCUAUUGAAAAAAAAAUGCCAUAACAUGAUCUGAAUUAUGACUUUUUGCUACAUAAACUUAUGGAAGCAACAAAUAAAAUCCAGGAAAAUGAA